UCGCGCGCAAGCGCACCGUCUUCCACGAGCAAGGUCACGGGCCCACCGGUGGCCAGCAGCUCCAAGACUUUGCUCGAAGAUGUCGACGAGACGCUGGACAUCGCUGCGCUGCACCCAGACCAGCACAACCAAGUAUACUUGAAGGGAAAAGGGAAGAAGCGCAAGCCUAGCGAUGGCGGCGAUGAUGGCGCGAAGGUCAAGCAGAAGAAGCGAGCGACGUGGCGUGCCCAGCCUCGGGAGGCACUUGACCUGCUGCUGUCCUCUUUCUUCGAGGAUGAAGAGCUUGAGAGGCUCAGAGCCUCACGCAUCGUGACAAUGCCGCAUAGCAACGGCAGUCCGGUGUGGUGGCAUCCCGCCAAAAAGCUCAGCGACGACGUCAAGGUGCCGGCAAAGAUGCGACGCGCUCUACUCGAGGUCCAGCAAGAGCUCGCUCGCUUGCAGAUCAUGAGGCUCCAGGAGCAGCUGCAAUCCGGCCACGCUGACGCCAUCGAGGCCAGGUUCCGGGAAGACUGUCUGAUGUGGCUCGAUGCGGGAUCUUGGAAGUGCGUGUGGGCGCCAAUCCUGCCGAAGAGCAUCAGUCGAAAGGUCGCCAGCGAGCUGCAAAGACCACAGGCUAUUCUCGACUGGGCAGAUCAAGGGCUGUCGGAGAAGGAGGAGAAGGCGGUGAGUGCUAGACACCUUCGCUCACCUCAUCGCCGCCAAGCUGACCCCAUCUACGUCCUGCGCCGCCUGCAGGUGCGUCAUCGUUUCGGCAAUGGGGCCGUUGACCGCUUCCUUGCUCGUGACGUUCCGCUGUGGCCGCUCUCACCGUUUCCUUGGGAUCGUGUUGGGGGUGGAUCGACCAAGAUCUCCGCAGCAGAUUUUGACGAGCAUGCGAGGGAGCUGAAGGAGGCGAUUCGCGGGGCCGGCGCUGGAGCAGUGAUGCAGCUACGCAUCAACUACUCCAAGACGCAGCUGGCCUGCUCGACGACGAAUGCGUUGAAGAGCAAUGCGGAGUGCCCGGGUUGGCAGCCUCUGAGUAACCGACUAACCCCUGCCAAGCUUGCGCGCAUGCUGCUUGGCACCCUGCUGGCUGACGUGGAGCCCGAAGACAUUGACCUGCGCCGUCUUCUUGAGAAGGAGGACUACGUGGAGCUGAUGUCGCAUGCUGCGCACGUCAAGGCCCACCACGCUGCGUACAUGAAGGAGUACGUACCGCGUUGGGAGGAGAGGGAGGCGCUGGGGGACGGGGACGAUGAGGACGACGAGGAGUUGCUCGCUGAUGGGGUAGGCCAAAUGUCGACAAAGGCCUUCUUCCGUCGCAUGGGGGUUCGUGCCGCGUCCAGGCGCUGGCGCUAGUACGAGCUCGGGACGCGCGCCCACGAUGAAGCCAAGGAGUAAGUAGCAGCUGCUCGUCACCAAUGCACUGACAGGACCUUGCAGCUGAUCGUCAUCU
Messenger RNA from Jaminaea rosea, 1435 nucleotides. RefSeq lists its product as hypothetical. Bases 316 to 1338 code for a protein of 340 amino acids. The record is from RefSeq and is a predicted model, not a curated record. NCBI's taxonomy places the organism in Eukaryota, Fungi, Basidiomycota, Exobasidiomycetes, Microstromatales. The transcript has a single exon.